Messenger RNA from Acaromyces ingoldii, 2103 nucleotides. RefSeq names its product dihydroxy-acid and 6-phosphogluconate dehydratase. The record is from RefSeq and is a predicted model, not a curated record. NCBI's taxonomy places the organism in Eukaryota, Fungi, Basidiomycota, Exobasidiomycetes, Exobasidiales, Cryptobasidiaceae. The transcript has a single exon. Gene Ontology annotation, cellular component: mitochondrion. Gene Ontology annotation, molecular function: dihydroxy-acid dehydratase activity. Bases 77 to 1945 code for a protein of 622 amino acids. Gene Ontology annotation, biological process: branched-chain amino acid biosynthetic process.
AAAAAAAAGGGCAGCCCUCGACGUGUGACUAGGCCGCACUACGACGACGCCGACGACGACGAAGACGACAACGACGAUGGUUGCUGCUCGACGGUUGCCCAUGGCCAUGCCGUCGCUGCUCGCGCGACGUGCGAUGCCAUCAACUGCCAGGCUUGGACUGCAGCAGCAGCAGCAGCAGCAGCUUGGACUUCACACGACGGCCCGUUGGCUCGCGCGACCGCCGCCAGGCGAGCUGAACCGGCACAGCCGCAAGGUGACGCUGCCAAAGGACCAGGGCGCGUCGCAGGCCAUGCUCUACGCCACGCCCUCGAUCGAGACGGACGAGGACCUGACGAGGGCGAUGGUGGGCGUCGCCUCGGUCUGGUACGAGGGCAACCCCUGCAACGCCCACCUGCUCAAGGUUGGCCAGCGCAUCAAGCAGAGCGUGCACGACGCCGGUCUCACGGGCUACCAGUUUGGCACCGUGGGUGUCAGUGACGGCAUCUCGAUGGGCACCGAUGCGAUGUCCUACUCGCUGCCCUCGCGCGACCUGAUUGCCGACUCGGUCGAGAGCGCGGCCGGCGGACACUGGCUCGACGGCAUGGUCGUCGUCCCCGGCUGCGACAAGAACAUGCCGGGUGUGCUCAUCGCCCUGGGUCGCCUCAACCGGCCGGGUAUCAUGGUCUACGGCGGCACCAUCCGGCCAGGGUCCUGCGCGAGCAUCCCGGGCACGCUCGACAUUGUCAGCGCCUUCCAGAGCUACGGCCAGUACCUUGCCGAGGGAGGCACGCCCGACGCCGAAAAGAAGCGCUACGACACGAUCCGCAACGCCUGCCCCGGUGCAGGCGCAUGCGGCGGCAUGUACACGGCCAACACGAUUGCCUCGUGCGCAGAGGUGAUGGGCAUGACGCUGCCCGGCUCCUCGAGCUUCCCGGCCGAGUACCAGGAGAAGAUCGACGAGUGUGCGACGGUGGGCCCAGCGAUGCGCAACCUGCUCGAGCUGAACCUCAAGCCGCGCGACAUUAUGACAAAGGGCGCAUUUGAAGACGCCAUGGUGCUCACCAUGGUCCUGGGCGGCAGCACCAAUGCAGUUCUGCAUCUGCUUGCCAUUGCUCACAGCGUCGGCGUCGAGCUGACCAUCGACGACUUCCAGCGCGUGAGCGAUGCGACACCGUUCUUGGCCGAUCUCAAGCCGAGCGGCAAGUACGUGAUGGAGGAUGUGUACAAGAUCCUGGGCGGCAUUCCCACCGUGGUGCAGUACCUCAUCGAACGGGGCCUCAUCAAGGGCGAGCACCUCACCGUGACGGGCAAGACGCUGGCCGAGAACUGCGACCGAUGGACGCACGAGCGCGGCAAGCUGUCGGCCAACCAGGACGUGCUGCGACCGCUAGAGAAGCCGCUGAAGCCGACGGGUCACAUUCGCAUCCUCAAGGGCAACCUCGCGCCCGGUGGUGCCGUUGCCAAGAUUACGGGCAAGGAGGGCCUGCACUUUACGGGCAAGGCCCGCGUAUUUGACACCGAGGAUGCCAUGGUGGCCGCCGUCGAGCGGGGCGAGAUCAAAAAGGGAGAAAAGACGGUGAUUGUGCUGCGCUACAAGGGCCCCAAGGGCGGGCCGGGCAUGCCCGAGAUGCUCAAGCCGACGAGCCUCAUCAUGGGCGCCGGCCUGGGCAUGGACGUCGCCUGCCUCACCGACGGCCGUUUCAGCGGCGGCUCCCACGGCUUUGUCAUUGGCCACGUCGUGCCCGAGGCCCAGGUCGGUGGGCCCAUUGCCCUCGUGCGCGACGGCGACGUGAUUGCCAUUGACGCAGAGACCAACACCCUCGAGGUCGUCGGCGUCUCCGACGACGAGCUCGCCGAGCGACGCCGCCACUGGACGCCGCUGCCCGUCAAGCCAACGCAGGGCACCCUGCUCAAGUACGUGCGCGAUGUCAGCGAUGCCAGCAACGGCUGUGUGACGGACCUGUGAUUUCCCUCCUCCUUUCACCCUUGUACUCUGUCCUCUCUUCUUUCUCUUUCUCUCAUCUUUCUCUUUUCACUUUGGCAAUUUGAUAGAAAAGGCUGCAUUCACUGCUACCACCGUCACUGCUACUGCUGCUACUACUACUACUACUACUACUACUACUA